CCCCUGCCGACGGAUCAACAAGGCAAAACAGCCCUGCACACUGCAGUUGAAGCUGAGUUUAGCUUUGAUGUAUUUGCGUACACCCACACGUCAUACCGGUACGUAACGAAAAGAAAGAAGAAGAAGAGUAUUGUUAAGCUCCUCAUUGAUAAAGGGUCCAAUCCAUGUAUGAGGGACAAACAAGGAAGAACUGCACUUCAUUAUGCAGCUGAGAGAGGUUGCAGUGAUAGCUUUCAUCUUUUAUUGGGAAAUAAUCCUAUGCCAUUCAUCAAGGACGAACAGGGAAGAACUCCUCUGCACUGUGCAGCAGCCAAAGGAAGCAGGGACAAUGUUGAACUGCUCUUGGAUAAAGGUGCAGACCUAUGUGCAAAAGAUCAACAGGGAAGAACUCCUCUGCACUGUGCAGCAGAAGCCGAAAGUGAUUGCAGUGAAAUUGUUAAACUUCUCCUUGAGAAAGGAGCUGAUCCCCUGAUGAUGGAUCAGCAAGGCAUGACAGCCCUUGACUAUGCAACUAGAUGUGGGAACACUGCCAGCGUUAAGCUAUUGCAUGGAAGGGUUUCUGAGAAACAGUGAUUGUGAACAGAAGAUAGUACUGUAUUGUUGUCGGGUUGUAUUUAUCCAUAAAACUAGAUAUGAGGAACUGUGUGGAUAUGAAGAGGAAGCAAGAGAGUUAUGUAGUUGAUUAAGUGUCCAAAAUGACAGGUAAUGAUUGGCAAGUUGUGCUAUGCACUCAUGUAGUUGAUUUAUUUCUUAUAAUGUCUCCAGUAUAUGGGAUCAAUUUUUAAUAGGUCGUGUUGUGUAGUCACGUAGUGGGUUCAUUGUCUGUAAUGCCUUAAGUAUAUGUGAUCAAGUAUUGAUAAGUUGUGUGAUGUGCUCGUGUAGUCGAUUUACUGUUAUAAUUGUAAUUGUAAUUAAUAAUUGGUUGUGUAAUUUGUGAUAAGUCGUCUACAAUCCAUAAUUAUGUCAUGUAUUUUAUCACCAUUUACCUGUGUGAGUUAUCCCUCACACGUUGGAGAUACCUAUUGACGGCGCGGUAGCUUAAUUUGUCCAAAUCCAUCAACAGAGAAUACAGUCAACAUGACAUCUGCAGAAACAUGCUGUUUGGUUGUGUAUUUGAUUCAAAUGCAGCAUGUAAGCAUAGAACGUAAUGUACUUAAUACAUGCAACCUGUUAAGGAUGUACUACACAUACUUUGCUUGUCUUUUUAAAGCCACCCCUCAUACAUACUUGAAUCAACAGGGGUUUGUUUGUUUGUUUGUUUGUUUGUUUGUUUUC
Molecule: messenger RNA, 1275 nt
Organism: Haliotis rufescens (red abalone)
Lineage: Eukaryota; Metazoa; Mollusca; Gastropoda; Lepetellida; Haliotidae
Product: serine/threonine-protein phosphatase 6 regulatory ankyrin repeat subunit C-like
Exons: 1
Biological process (GO): protein localization to ciliary inversin compartment
Cellular component (GO): ciliary inversin compartment
Molecular function (GO): protein binding
Source: RefSeq, a predicted model, not a curated record